AUGUCGAAACCUGAAAGUACUGAGCAGAGACAAAAUGGCCUUAAAAUGGUGGACCAAGCAAUAUGGUCCAAAAAGAUGUCAAAUGGCGCAAGACGUAUACCAGUGUCACCUGAUCAGGCCAGGUCAUACAACAGACAGAUGCGGCCAGCUAUUUUAGAUCACAGCUCUGGAGCCAAGUGGACAAACACAUCAAAUCAUCCUGAGGUUUUGGUAGGAGAAGAGGCACUCUACGUUAAUCCACUAGAUUCUUAUAAUAUACAUUGGCCUAUUAGAAGAGGACAGUUGAAUCUCCACGCAGGACCUGGUGGCUCCCUCACUGCAGUAUUAGCAGACCUUGAAGUUAUAUGGUCACAUGCAAUACAAAAAUAUCUGGAAAUACCACUGAAAGACCUAAAGUACUACAGAUGCAUUUUACUAAUUCCAGACAUCUAUAACAAGCAACAUGUGAAAGAACUGGUAAAUAUGAUCCUAAUGAAGAUGGGCUUUUCAGGAGUUGUUGUACACCAGGAGUCUGUCUGCGCUACUUUUGGAAGUGGUUUAAGCAGUGCAUGUAUAGUAGAUGUGGGAGAUCAGAAGACAAGUGUUUGCUGUGUAGAAGAUGGUGUUUCCCAUCGCAACACCAGGCUGUGCCUUGCAUACGGAGGAUCUGAUGUGUCAAGGUGUUUCUAUUGGCUUAUGCAACGCGCAGGAUUCCCGUACCGAGACUGUCAGUUAACUAACAAGUUGGACUGCCUGCUGCUUCAGCACCUAAAGGAGACAUUUUGUCACCUGGACCAGGAUAUUUCUGGAUUGCAAGACCAUGAGUUCCAGAUUCGUCAUCCAGAUUCUCCAGCUUUAUUAUACCAGUUCCGACUAGGAGAUGAAAAAUUACAGGCUCCAAUGGCUCUGUUUUAUCCAGCAACUUUUGGAAUUGUUGGACAAAAAAUGACAACUUUGCAACACAGAUCACAAGGUGACCCUGAGGAUCCUCAUGAUGAACAUUACCUGCUAGCCACACAAAGUAAGCAGGAGCAGUCUUCAAAAGCUACAGCGGAUAGAAAAUCUAUGUCAAAGCCUGGUGCGUUUGAGGGAGACUUGAGAGGCCAAGCUUCAGACAUCUCAGAGAGGAUCUACCCCCAAGAAGUGGAACUGGGAUCUUCCCAGAGUGAUUGUAUGAUGCCUGGGAAUGAUUCAGAGGAACCUUUAACUGCACACACGUCCAGGAAAACAGCGAUUUCUCAGUUUGAAGGCAAAGCCUUAGGCCUUGACAAAGCCAUUCUUCAUAGUAUUGACUGCUGUGCAUCCGAUGAUACAAAAAAGAAGAUGUACAGCUCCAUCUUAGUAGUAGGAGGAGGCCUUAUGUUUCAUAAAGCUCAAGAGUUUCUUCAACACCGAAUUCUCAACAAAAUGCCACCCUCUUUCAGAAGAGUUGUUGAAAAUGUUGAAGUCAUCACAAGACCUAAGGAUAUGGAUCCCCGCUUAAUUGCAUGGAAAGGAGGUGCCGUUUUAGCCUGUCUUGAUACAACUCAGGAGCUGUGGAUAUAUCAGCGAGAGUGGCAGCGUUUUGGUGUCAGAAUGUUACGAGAGCGAGCUGCCUUUGUAUGGUAACGGAACAGUGGAACAUGAUUAACUGAGGAUUCCUUUCCCCAAAUGCCCUGGUUUUCCAGUGCAGGUAUACUGAUCUUCUGCUGAUAGAUAUUUUUGUAUUUUAUUAAAACUAACUUCAACUGAAAUUUUUUCCA
Apaloderma vittatum (bar-tailed trogon) is the source of this 1721-nucleotide messenger RNA. It is a transcript of the gene ACTR8, whose product is annotated as ARP8 actin-related protein 8 homolog (yeast). The record is from RefSeq and is a predicted model, not a curated record. NCBI's taxonomy places the organism in Eukaryota, Metazoa, Chordata, Aves, Trogoniformes, Trogonidae. The transcript is spliced from 12 exons. Gene Ontology annotation, cellular component: Ino80 complex. Gene Ontology annotation, biological process: regulation of DNA-templated transcription; double-strand break repair. The coding region runs from base 1 to 1587 and encodes 528 amino acids.